Messenger RNA from Miniopterus natalensis, 1389 nucleotides. Lineage: Eukaryota; Metazoa; Chordata; Mammalia; Chiroptera; Miniopteridae. The record is from RefSeq and is a predicted model, not a curated record.
GACUGAACGUUCCACGCACAGUGUCUCCUGGGCCGCAGACCCGAAUCCGCAGCGAGCUGGGAUCUCCCUCGCCUUGGAGAGAAUGGAGACUCAGGCUGGCUGGCAGAUCAGCCAGCUGAAAAUAAAAAAGAAGUGGAUCUUCCCGGUGUCCUGCAGCUUCUUCUCCCUGCUCUCUGUGCUCAUGACUGGCUGCUUCCUGUGGCAGUAUUUCCUCCCCAAGCUGGCGACUGAUUCCUUGGGACCAGAAGCUACCUCUGCCCCUGUGAGGAUGUGUCCCCAGCACCCUGAGCCUGUGCCCCUGGCACACCCCCUCCCCGUAUUGAAGGAGGCCCUAGAAAAGGUGGACAGGAUCCUCCGUGAGGCACUGUCUGCCCCAGGGCUGGCUGCCAUAUCUGCAGUUGUCGUCCACAAUGACACAGUGCUCUGGACUGGGAACUUUGGGAAGAAGAAUGGCUUAGACCCGGCUUCUGGGCCCCCCAAUGAGUACACCAUGUACCGGAUCUCCAGUGUCUCCAAGAUCUUUCCAGUUCUCAUGCUGUACCGCCUGUGGGAGGAGGGCAUCGUAGCCUCUCUAGAUGACCCUCUGGAGCGGUAUGCCAGCACCUUCACCAUUAACAACCCAUUGGGCAUGGCAUCAGCCCCCGAACAACAGAGCCUGAUGGAUGGGCUGGGGGAGGUGGGCCCAGCCCCAAGGCCUUCUCCUGUCACCCUCCGAAGGAUGGCCAGCCAACUCUCAGGGCUGCCCAGAAGGCUCCGAUCCACCUCGCUGCUAUGGAGGGGCAGCACCCAGGAGGCCCUGAGCCUGCUCCAGGAUGAUGUGCUGGUAGUGGUCCCGGGAACCAGGUGCCAUUACAGCACCCUGGCCUUCUCGCUCCUGGCCCACGUCCUGGCGGCCCACACGGCUCAGGGUGACUACCAGCGCUGGGUCGCGGAGAACGUGCUGGAGCCGCUGGGGAUGGCGGACACCGGCUUCGACCUGACGCCUCCCGUGCGCGCCCGCUUGGCGGCCGGUUUCUACGGCAGCGGGCGGCCGGCCCCGCUCUACGACCUGGGCUGGUACCGCCCGUCGGGCCAGAUGUACUCCACCGCCGCCGACCUGGCCAAGCUGGCCACGCCCCGCAUCGAGGCGCUGGUGCCCCCCGCCUUCCGCACCCUGGCGCUGCGCCACCUGCGUGGGCGCGUCUUCCAGCUGCACGUGGCCCGAGAGUUCCCGUGCGCGCUGCCGCUCGGCGACACCUGGCUCUCCCUGGAGGCCCAGCACGGGCAGCUCGUCAACUUCUACCCGCUGAACCGCCAGGGGCUGUCCCCGGGCUUUGACGUGCCGGGACUAAACACGUACCGGGUGCUGCGGCUGCUGCGCAAGCCCGCCUUCAAGACCCAGUGACCCUG